Messenger RNA from Lottia gigantea (owl limpet), 5025 nucleotides. RefSeq lists its product as hypothetical. The coding region runs from base 1 to 1767 and encodes 588 amino acids. Lineage: Eukaryota; Metazoa; Mollusca; Gastropoda; Lottiidae. The record is from RefSeq and is a predicted model, not a curated record. The transcript has 13 exons.
AUGAGAGAAAAGAUGAAGUUAUUCAGGCAGAGUCUGAUUAUUUUCACCUUAGUGUUUGUGUCAGCUCAAAGCAGAGACAGUCCACCCAAAAUAGAUUUAAAUGAGUUUUUUAAAAAUCCCAGUCCACAGUAUUUUGAAAGUAAUGAUGAAGUCAUUCUAGCUUGUACAGCAGAAGGACACCCAACACCUACGUAUGAAUGGUUUAGAGAUGGUCAAAAAAUUUCCAGCAAUUAUAUUGAUCAAGAUCCGAUCAGUGGAGAUCUUAGAAUUGCCAGCUUGACCAAGAGAGAGACAGGAGCCUUCAGAUGUCAUGCUUCCAACGAUAUCGGAGGCAAAAAAAUUGUAUCCUUGUCACCCAUAAUGGAGGUCAAACUUGCUUUUAUUGAUGGUUUUGACUCACCCCCUGAUUCAUUGGUUCCAAGAAUAACAGCUGAUGAAGGCCAGGCUGUCAAAUUAACGUGUGAUAAUGCCCCCGACAGUGCCCCAGAUGGUCAGUUUAAAUGGUACAAACAAGAUGAAAAUGGUGGAGAGGUUGUUCAAGACGAGAGAAUAGCUAUUGACCAAGAAGGAUCGUUACAUUUCGCCUACGUAACGAAGAACGAUGACUUGAAUAAUCAAGAAUAUAAAUGUGCCAUAUCUAACCGACGAUUGGACACAAUCAAACUGGGUAGUCCCAAAAUUUUAGAGGUUCAAAGAACAAGGCCCAUUCCCAACUCGGAGCCAGUAGCUGUCUAUGUUGGAACACCAGCACAAGGUAUUGUGGCAGGCAGUGUAGACUUGGAAUGUAUUUUCAGUGGAAACCCUGUACCAGAAGUCACAUGGACAGACAAUGAACAGAAACCAGUCUUUACGGGCGGUCGAUAUGAAUUUGUCAAUGAUCGUAAAAUUUUACGAAUCAACAAGUUGGAAGAACGUGACGAGGGAACAUAUACUUGUCGUGGAACAGGGUUUGCCGAGAAAUUUGAAGAAAAACAAAUUGCCUUGGAUGUUACAUCGAAACCCAUCUGGGUUCAAGGGUUAAAAUCUCAGACACUUCCUGCAAAUAGAGAUGCUGUUUUUACCUGCAACGCUCGCUCAGCUAAAGGUGAGCCAGACCUGGCAGCACCAAUAUGGUUAGAAAACGGUGCCAACAUUCCUGGAGAUAAAUUUGUUAGUAAGUAUGAAUAUGCCGAUGAUCAAAAAACUUUGAUCGUGAAAAAUGUCCAGAAACCCAACGACGUGACAUGUUUCCAAUGUAUUGUUAAAAAUGAUAUUGGUGAGGUAUUCGAUGAUGGAUGUUUAGAUGUAAUAGAUCCAAUUUUAAUCACCUACCGACCACCAGCAGUCCAAGAAAUCAUUAAAGAUCAAACUGUCAAUCUGACAAUUACUGCCACAACCGAUCCCUCUAUGACUCUACAAUAUAAAUGGUACUUCAAUAACGUGACCUAUCUGGAUGUACCUCCCUUUGUCACUUAUGAUCCUGUUACCAUGGUUACUUUUAUCGAUACCACAGACUUGAGUGAUGAAGACUACAGAAAGAUCAACGGAACGUACAUCCGUGAAGUUUUCCAUAAAUUUGAACGAGUGAACAUUACUAUGGAAGUCCUCCUGAAAGAAGUUGGAAUCGCUGGACCAGUAGCUGCUGCAGGAACAGAUCUAUGGUGGAUAGCUUUAGUUAUUGGUAUCUUGUUGUUGGUUUGUGUUAUUGCCAUCAUUUGUAUUGUUUGUAGAAGAAAGGCUCAGGAAGGUGUUUAUCCAUUGGAUAAGAAAGAGCGAGCCAAUGAUUGAUCCUGAGAUGACUAUGACGGGCCAGAGAAGAAAGGAGCUCCAUUAAAUUUCACUGAGGAGCCUUUAAGUUAUGAGGAUGACGACAGUUUAGGGGAAUAUGGUGAGGACGUGGGAAAAUUUAAUGAGGAUGGCUCAUUUAUCGGCAUUUACAUGGACAAAAAACAGCCGCCACCAGUAGCACCAAAGCCUGGCAAUGAAACUUCUAUUUAAGACUUAGGAAUGGAAAAAAGUAGAGUGCUAUAGACAAUAACAAAAAAAUUUGAACCAUGACGCUGCCUUGCUCAAUGAUUUAUUGUGCAUAGCUAUGGUGCUUGGCAACUUAUUGCAAAUUGCACAUGAAAUGACAAAAAUGUGCAAUUGUUGCAAAGUUCUUGAUUAAUUGAGUCCAAACCUUGAUGAGAUUUUGGGCUGCAUGAGUUAUAAUUCUAGAUACCUGAUUAAUAUGGCUCACAAUAUGCUAUACGAUUAAAAUUUGCAUUGUAUAAAAUGAUGUUAACUGAAAAAUCAUUCCUAAUUUGAGUUAAACUUUGAAGAUUAAGAUAUAGAUAAAAUCUCAUGCAAAUUUUAAUAUAAUUCGGAUAAAUUCAUGGAAAUUGAAAUAUUAUGUGAUGAAGUCUUAUGCAAAUUAAAAAACAAAGCCUGUCAAGUAUUAACUGUUUAUUUUUUGACGAAAUCUAUGAUACGAUACAACAACCUCAAUUUUCGUGUGAAUGAAAUUUUUAACAGUGUGAAUGAAUUCUAGAGUUGUGAAUUUCAUCAAUUUUUAAAAAAAAUUCAGAAUUGUCUAAAACUUAGUGUUGUGAUUUCAUUGAAGAUUUUAACACUCUUCAGAAUAUUUUGAUCUCAUGGAUCCAUUUUCAUGUAAUUUGGCAUCAUCUCUGCGUACUCUUUGCACCAUUUUGGCGCUUCAAAAAUUUUACAAAUAAAUUGAUUAAGAAAUUGAAAAUAUCUUUAACUGAUCUCAAAUAAAUCACGAAAUUCAGUGAAUAAAAUUGUAAGUGAUUCUGAAUAAUGAAUGUGACUGAAUAAACUGAAUAAAUGUGAAUGUGAAUAAUAUAUUUUUCUAUUAAAAAUCACAUUUGAAUAAUUCAUUUUAUUUCCAUAAGUUGAGCUCAUGCAUUUAUUAGGAGAUUGACCUUUUUUCUCAUAUUACUGUUUUUACUGAAAGGAAUAAUUUUUAUAGUUAUAUUCAUAUGGUGAUGAUUUAUUUUUUUGGUUGUGACUUGAGUGUGAGUGAACUAUCAUACUUUGUCAAGUCAUAUUGGAUCAGUGCUAUUCAUUUCCAUUCAUUUGUAGGCAAUUAUGUAUAUGUAUGAAUUCAUUAGCAAUAGGGAUUUGCAUUUUGAUUUUAAGAAACAUUUCCUUUUAGUAACAUUAUUCCAAAAUAAUUUUGAGCAUUUCAUAUCCUAAAUUAUGUUUGAGAAUUUCAAAUUAGAGAAUUUCAUGUUCAGAAUUAAUUAUUAUCUUUUUUUUCAAUUUUUCAGAAAUAGUUAUCUGAUUAGAAAACAUCCGUAAUUAAGGUUGUAUUUAAUUGGCAUUUGCAGUGACUUUUUUUAUAGAUGCUUUUAUUAGUGCAGAAAUUUGAAAAGAAAAAUUCAAGCUUUAAAAUUGCAUUGAAUUUUUUUUUUCAAAUUUGCUUAGCAUUUUUUUUUCAAAAUAUAAUUUUCUUUUUUUGUUUUGAAAAAAAAAGAAGAAAAAUUAGGUUAAAAUAUAGAAGAUAUAUAUAUCAUUGUUAGUUAAAAAUAGAUUUUUUGAAAACUUUAUGAACAUUUGUUGUAAAUAAAAUAUUACAUAUACAUGUAAAUAAAAUUCAUCUUUUUUUUAAUAUGUGAACCUCCAAAAUGGCUAAUAAAAUGCCCUCCGUGUAUAUAUACAUCAAAAUUUAUUUAUUUUUUGUUUAUUUUAUAUACACGUGCGAAAGGUGUUAGCCAAGGUGGUAAAAUUUUUCAUAUUUAUUCCUUAUUUUAUAUUUUAUGUUUUGAUUGCUUAAAGAUGAUGUGCCAGAUAGAAACGAUGCUUGUUUUAAGGUUGUAUCUCAGAAAGAAUACAAUGGGCUUAUUUUAUGUCAUGGGAUAGCUACUUUAAACUAGAUUUUUCAGGCCACUGAAGCAUCUUAAAAUAAUCAAUUACAUUUUUUCAUUUCAUUUUUAUUUAGUUUCAUUUGUGAAGUUCAUAAUCACAUUCCAUUUCAUUAUUUGAUUUCUAACUGAAAACAUUGCAUUCUGGUGAGAGAUAAAUAACCAAGGUUAUGGUGUGAUUGGUUACAAUGAGAGAUGCUGAUGACUGAUUUGACUUGUCACAGAAUUAAGAAACUUUCAGUGUAGUUUAAUUGUUUGAGUUGCUUUUAAGAAGGCGCCAUUGCAAUCUUUGUACAUUUCCAAGUACGAUUAGUGAAGAAUUUAAGCUUUUUUUUCUCUUUAACAUUGUCUCUUAUUAUGGAGGAAAAUUUGAAUUAUCAUUCCAUAAGUGUUUAGACUUUAUCAUUCCGAAAAAAUAAGGCAUAGUUUCAUGCUUUAUUUUUGAAAAUAAACGAAUGAUCACUUAAAACUACAUUCCUUGAAAGGAAUUCAGAAUUUCCAAUAUAAAGUUGGCAAAAAUUCAAACAAUUCAGUCCAUUUCAUGUUACCAUUAUUCAUCACUCAUUUAUGUAUAUAUUUAGCUUUUCAUAGAUGUUUUUUUUACAUUGUAAUAUUGAAAAUUUGGUCAUCUUAAGUAAAGAUAUAAUCCACAAAGUAAUAACAUUAUAAUUCAGUGUCAGUAUAUUUGAUUAUAUGUCUGUUUACUUGAUGAAAUGUCAAUAUACUUGAAAAAAUGUCAAUUUACUUGAAGAAAUGUAAAUAUACUUAAAAAAAAUGUCAAUUUACUUGAAGAAAUGUAAAUAUACUUAAAAAAAAUGUCAAUUUACUUGAUAAUACUUGAUGAUAUGUCAAUCAUACUUGAUGAUAUGACAAUCAUACUUGAUGAUAUGUCAAUCAUAUUUGAUUAUAUGUCAAUCAUACUUGAUUAUAUGUCAGUCAUACUUGAUUAUAUGUCAAUCAUACUUGAUUAUAUGUCAAUUGAUACAAAUCAUACUUGAUGAUAUGUCAAUCAUACUUGAUUAUGAUUAUAUCUCUCAUCAGAUUUGAAUGUUUCAAUGUAAAGAAAACUCUAGCCUUGCCACUAAUUUAGCUUUCGGAGGGAUCCUUUCACACGGAAUAUAAAAUUUGAUCUUUUUUAUAAUGUCCAGUUUCAGUUGACAAUAAAAAAUCUCCCUUCAAA